Messenger RNA from Venustampulla echinocandica, 1446 nucleotides. RefSeq lists its product as uncharacterized. Lineage: Eukaryota; Fungi; Ascomycota; Leotiomycetes; Helotiales; Pleuroascaceae. The record is from RefSeq and is a predicted model, not a curated record. Bases 1 to 1446 code for a protein of 481 amino acids. Gene Ontology annotation, molecular function: FAD binding; oxidoreductase activity. The transcript is spliced from 2 exons.
AUGCAACCAUGGUUCCAAAACGGAACUUGCGAUCCAUUCCGCCCCCAGUCCACACCAUGCACGCUUGGGAACUUAGUCCAAUAUUCAAUAAAUGUCUCGUCAGCCGCAGAUGUUGUUGCCGGUUUGAAGUUUGGGAGGGAGAAAAACGUCCGACUAGCAAUCAAAAAUACUGGGCAUGAAUUCAGCGGUAAGAACACAGCAAAAGGUGGACUCGGGCUGUGGACGCACAACCUUAACAAAAUCGAGAUCAAUACGAACUACAGCCGUCCUUCGUAUAAAGGGCCCGCAAUGAAAAUGGGUGCGGGAACUCUGGCAGCUUCUGCCUAUCAAGCAGCACAUGCGUUGGGUUACCGGGUUAUUGGCGGCAGCUGCCCAACCGUUGGCCUUGCAGGCGGCUAUACACAAGGUGGAGGGCACUCUGUACUGAGUUCUAUCUAUGGUUUAGGAGCAGACAAUGUUCUUGAAUGGGAAGUCGUGACCGCCGAUGGGCGACAACUUAUAGCAUCCCCCGAACAAAACGCUGACCUCUUCUGGGCACUCAGCGGUGGUGGACCAGCAACUUACGCCGUGGUAAUCUCAAUGACCACAAGAAUGUAUCUCGAUGGCCCAACUUCAGGUGCAAGCCUGACUUUCAGUUCUUCAGGCAUAGAUCAAGCAACCUACUGGGCAGCUAUCGAGAAUUUCCAAUCGAAUCUCGCACCUCUGGUGGACGCUGGUGCCGUUGUCCUAUACACUAUAACGCCAUCAAACUUCUUAAUGUUUGCCUCCGCGCCAGCUAUUGCGGCCUCCACAUUCGACACCGGAUUCGCCAGCGUCAAGAGCCAUCUCACACAAGUCGGAAUCGCACACAAUCUCACCGUCACAGCGGAUCUAACUUACUAUGACCACUUCCAACGCUACUAUGGACCUCUUCCCAACGGCAUAUGGGAAGUCUCCCACCUCAUCGGCUCGCGUCUUAUUCCUCGUUCAGUUGUCACUGCCCCCGCUGGCAACAAAGCACUGGUAGACGCAUAUGCCAACAUAACCGCCAGCGGGGAUUUCAUAGUCGUCUCCAUCGCCAUGAAUGCCUCGCGCCCAGCGACCCUUCCCGGAGGUAAUUCAGUGCAUCCCGCAUGGCGAUCUGCACUCCUCCACACCCUUGCCUACUGGCCCUGGGAUUGGACUGCAUCGCCCGCCACAAUAACUGCGCGGGAGCGCACACUAACGGAGGACAUUGAGCCACAGCUCGUACAAUUGAGUCCAGGCAGCGGGACCUAUCUCAAUGAGGCGAAUUUCAAUAUGAAGAAUGCGCAGCAGGAGUUCUACGGGCCGAAUUUGGCGAGAUUGAGGAGUUUGAAAAAGAAGUGGGAUAAACAGGGACUGCUUUGGGCAAGGACGGCCAUUGGGAGCGAGGCUUGGGUUGAAGAUGGAACUCAGAGGUUGUGCAAGUCCGGUAAAGACUUUUAG